Messenger RNA from Girardinichthys multiradiatus, 3118 nucleotides. It is a transcript of the gene gja10a, whose product is annotated as gap junction protein alpha 10 a. Gene Ontology annotation, cellular component: connexin complex. The record is from RefSeq and is a predicted model, not a curated record. Lineage: Eukaryota; Metazoa; Chordata; Actinopteri; Cyprinodontiformes; Goodeidae. Gene Ontology annotation, biological process: cell communication. The transcript has 2 exons. The coding region runs from base 27 to 1484 and encodes 485 amino acids.
GGCAUUAAAGUGGUGAAAAUCUGACCAUGGGUGACUGGAACCUGCUGGGCAGCAUCCUAGAAGAGGUCCACAUUCAUUCCACCAUUGUAGGGAAGAUCUGGCUCACUAUCCUCUUCAUCUUCCGCAUGCUGAUCCUGGGAGCUGCAGCUGAGGACGUCUGGGAUGACGAACAGUCGGAGUUUGUCUGCAAUACGGACCAACCAGGCUGCAAGACGGUCUGCUAUGACCGGGCCUUCCCUAUUUCCCUCAUUCGCUACUGGGUGCUGCAGGUCAUUUUUGUGUCUUCACCCUCGCUGGUCUACAUGGGCCAUGCUCUGUACUGCAUAAGAGCGCUGGAGAAGGAGCGCCACCGGCGACGAAUCCAGCUGAAGGGUGAGAUGGAUGAGGCAGAGCUAGGACUGGAGGCUCAUAAACGCAUAGAGAAGGAGCUGAGGAGGCUGGAGGAGCAGAGGAAGGUGAAGAAAGCCCCUCUUAGAGGUUCUCUGCUGAGAACCUACAUCAUCCAUAUCCUUACUCGCUCUCUGGUGGAGGUUUGCUUCAUCCUGGGCCAGUGCAUCCUGUAUGGGAUUCAUCUGGAGCCCCUGUUUAGGUGUGAGAGGCUACCCUGCCCCAACAGUGUGGACUGCUACAUCUCCAGGCCCACAGAAAAGACCAUCUUCAUGGUUUUCAUGAUCAUCAUUGCUGGGGUGUCACUAUGCUUGAACAUUCUGGAGAUUGUCCACUUAGGAAUCCGUAAAAUCAAACAGACUCUGUGCGGAGAGAGGUACACAGAGGACGACAGUUUGAUCUACAGGUCCAAGAAGAAGGCAUCCUUGCAACAGCUUUGUGUCAUGAGCAAUGUUUCCCCUUACAAUGGGCCACUGACUCAGACCUUCAAAGUGAUUCAGGAGGCCGACAUAAAACCUCUUCAUUACAGCAGUGGAGUCAAAGUCAUCCACGAUCUGCCAAGACACAACAGCUUGGUUCAUCUGGGUCAGAGCAGCUACACCUGCCCCACAGCUAGAAUGACACUCAAGUCUGGAGAGAUCUGUGCAAUUCCACAAACCAGUGAAGGUUCAGAGGUCCACACAGUGACCCUGGACCAUCAUCCAGCCUGGAACUCAGCCAUGUCCACAGUGGAGGAGGACACAACCAGCCAAGCAGAAAUAUAUGAGCAGCAUCCUCAGUCCAGCAAUCUGGACCCAGUGCUGUCUGGGAGAACCUUAAGGCCUGGAGCCAUCAGAACCCUCAAUGAAGAAGAAAGACGACAGUCGACAGUCAGCGACUUCCUGAUCCCCAACCCCAGAAGGACCAGUUUCAUGAACAGGCCUCCCUCCGAAAGUCUGUCCUCCAUGAGCGCCUCUACCAGUCAAUCCUUGCACAGCUCAGAGGAGUCAGAUGAACUGGGAUCUCUCCAGGGAGACAUGCCUAUGAUGCCGCCGGCAGGAGGCCGACGGAUGUCAAUGAGCAUGUUUCUGGAUAUUUCCUCCAUCAUGAAGAAGUGAAGAGAUGAGGCUGAGUUACAGCAGCUGGAGAGAAACUGUAUCAGCAAUCCAUCGAUUCUCCGAGUGAGCCACAUGGGGCCAGGAUCGGCCAUGAUGAGGCAGCUGACUCCCCGCAGGAGAGCAGCAUGAUUCAAAGCACCUUACGAAGUCUGCACGAGCCUUUCACUGCAAAAGCUGGAUUGGGUUUAAAGAGGAUCUGCUUAAUUCAGGAACUCUGUGUUCAAAUCAAGGACAGAUUCAGUCUGUGUAGUCAUUCGUAUAAAAACCUCUUCAGUUCGUUCAGAUUUAAAACAGAAACACUUGGACAUAUUUACCCAGAACACACCACCAACAGUCCUCAUGCUUUUAUUUCUCUACAAAAAGUUUUUUUUUUCCUGUCAGACCUUUUUUCUUAUCAAAUAAAUUAGAUGUGACAUGUUGUUCAGUUUCUACAAAAGCCAGAGAAACCUCAUUCAGAGACUUAAAAAGAAAAAGCUUUAAAUAACAGUCAUCAGUUAACAGUUACACAAAACAGGUAAAAAUGGUCCACAAAACCUACAAAGAAGUAUGCAGAGUCAAAAGUUAGAAACACAGAGUCUGUCGCAAAAGAGGAAUGCUGAAGAUCCAAACAUGGAUUCUUCUUCAUUUUUAUCUGGUAUCAAGUCCAAAUGUCACAAAAGUUCUCCUGAAUGUUGAUACUGCUGCAGAAAGUUCAGCUCCAUAACCGUGCUGAAGUUCAAACCAAAAAUUCAGUUUGUUUAGUCAUGUUUAUGGGAUAAGGUCAGAGGGUUUGGUUGGGAGGAGGCUUGGUCUUACAUAAGCUUUAAAGAAAGUUGUUCAAAUUGCAGAAGAUAUUUGGGACCCAUAUUAGUCCCGUAUGACACUGUUUUUCAACAAUAGUGUCUCCAGUCAGAGGCUUCUUCAGAUCUGCUGUAAGACAGACCGCCACAGGAGAUCCUUUCUGCCCAGAGCCAUCAGCAUCUACAACGGCUCUUUGAUGAAACCUUCGUAAUAUGAGCUACGUUAAAUUUCACUUCGGGAUUAAUAAAGUAUUUUUGAAUUUAAAUUGUGUCAAACAUGUAUUGACUACUAAAUUAACUUACAAAAUGCCAUCUGGGCCCAUUUUUUAGCCCAUUAUCAUUCACUAUGAGCCCCUUAUGCAUAGGUUGGGUCCCCUGUAUAUGCAACCAACUUGGGGUUAUGUAUCCCAUGGAUAAUCCAAUUUGGGCACAUUUUUCAGCGGUUUUCCUACCAAUAUGGGCCCAAUAUGUGAAGGAUGGUUUGUCUUGUAAAGGCAACUAAUGUGGGGCAUUAUGUGACCCAGUGGUCCGCAACCCUAUCCCUCGGGGCCCAGUGUCCUGCGUGUUUUGGAUGUGUCUGUGCUCCAGCACACCUGACCCGAAAUGUGUGAAUUACCUCCUCUGUUAGGUUAUUAAGCAGGCAUUAAUUUAAGUCGGGUUAGUGGCAGCAGGGAAACACCUAAAACAAUUAAGACAGUAGACCCUAGGACCAGGGCUAGAGACCAUUUAUGUAGCCCACAGCUAUCUAUCAAUCUAUCUAUAUAUAUAUAUAUAUAUAUAUAUAUAUAUAUAUAUAUAUAUAUAUAUAUGAAACUGAAACACCUGUCAUUUUAGUGUGGGAGGUUUCAUGGCUAA